AGUUUUCCCAGGCUAUAUAUCAGUGCAUUUCUUGCAUCAAAUUACAGAAGCAGAAGCUUUGCCUAAGACAAUGGAUCUGAAGAUGUUAUCUCUCCUUACAGCUGCUACAGUUAUUCUUGUUUGCAGUGCUGAUGCUGUGAGUGUCAGCACUAACUGUUGUACAGAAGUGUCCAAAGAUGCCCCAAAGAAGUUGCUGAGACAUGUGAAAGAAUAUCAGAUACAGAAACAAGAUGGCAUCUGUGAAAUAAAAGCUGUUGUGCUUCAUCACAAGACUAAGCUGUACUGUGUGGAUCUUGAGGGCAAAAAUGUUAAGAAAUGGCUAAAAAGGAAGCAAAGAGGUAGAAAGAACAAUGGUAGGAGCAAGAAAAAUAACAAAAAAAACAACAGUAAGAGCAAGAAAAAUAACAAAAGACGAGUUUAAGGAUUUGGUACUGCCAUAGCCACAAAUGCUAAAGGAGAAUGUACAACAACUUUAUAUUAUGCGUUUCACACCUGCAGGCCUAACAUCACACCAUCAGACAUCAUGGUUUGCCAGAAUCUUGUCAGAAUCUUAAUUCACAUGGUCUCACUACAGUGAGGAAGGCAACAUGGCACAGUUCAACCUUAAAACAAUUGUUUUAUUUACCACUUUCACGGUUUUAUCAAGUUUGAAUUACCAUUCAUUAAUGGUAAAAAUUAAUUCUCCCUGUUAAGUGCAAACAGAAUGUGAAGUGUGUAAUUAUUUUCAUUUUUUUGUAUUUACUUCAUUCAAUGACCGUGUAAGAUCAUGACAAGAAGUAAUUGUUUCUGGUUGGCUGUUGUACAGCAUAUUAUUGUAAAGGCAUUUGCCUGUGUAGACUGAACAUGUUCUUGUUUUAUAACUGAGUGUUUUUCUAUUUAAGCAUCUGUCAAGGACCCAAAUCUCUAUAGAUUGUUCAUUUACUACUUAUCAUUUAAAGGUGAUUUUUUUUUUUUUCAUUUCUGAUGUUCAACAGGGAAAAAGCAAUAUCAGCAUGAAAAUGCUCCCCAUUAAUUUGAUCUGCCUGGGUCAUGAUGUCCACAAAAUGUUAACACACUUAAUUAGUUGUCUCUGUUUGGGUCAUAAUGCCCACAGACUGUAAACAAGCUUAAUUAGUUUUGUCUGGCUGGCUCAAAAUGUCCACAGACUGUAAAGAACUCAAUUAGUUUUGCCUAUUGGAAUCAUGAAGUCAACAAAAUGAUAAUGAACAAAUUACAUAGCAAAUUUGAUCAAACCACUGUGUAAGUUAAACAAUAAUGCUUUUGAAAGUGCUUCUGUGAUGUAAGUAUAAAAGCCUGGAUUAGAAGUUUAUUUCAACACACAGUACUUGCUGACUGACUUAUGAUUGCAAUGGAGUUAUAUUAGCUUUGCUUACAUGUUAUAUUUCAAAUAAAGUUUGAAGGUAUUGCCAGUGUUCUAGAAUUUGCAGGCUGUACAGUGCAAGUCCCAAAAUUCUGAAAAAUCAAGCAAGAUUUUUACAGCUGCAACAGUAAGCUGCCAAACUAUUAUGCAUUUGAUGCAUUUAUUUGCAAUGGCAAGUCAUCCUGAUCCCGCCUCUUAAUAUGGGGGACUGUGCCCUCCUACUCCCACUGCUUAUAUAUACUAACUCUUAAGAUCACUGUACUUCAGAGAAGGGGGAAUUCCCUGAGAUACAGCAUGUCUGGACUUAAUUUAUAUUUCCCCCAGCUGUACUUAAUUUUGUGCUAUUCUGGGUCUUGCAAUAUUGGGUCUCAAACCCACAACAGGAACCCUCCUGGGAUCUGUUGGACUAUCCUUUCAGUUUAUAACAGGAGCAGCAAAACUGCUGUGGUGCAUUCUGCGUUAUAUAUUUUUUGAAGAAAGCAAACCAAAUUAUUUAUUGUUGUGAGGGAUGAAGCCCUCAUUGUGGUACAUUCCAUGUUCAACUAGUAAAUGUUGCAUAUAAAGUUUUGGAGAAGAAGAUUUUUAUACUAGCACAUGAUACCAUGCACAGCAUGGGAGAGGUCAACUAGUAAAUGUUACACACAAAGUUUAGGAGAAGAAGAUUUUUAUACUAGCACAUGGUAGACUCACAGCAUGGGAGAGGUCAACUAAUAAAUUUUACAUACAAAGUUUAGGAGAAGAAUAUUUUUCUACUAGCACAUGAUAGACUCACAGCAUGGGAGAAGUCAACUAGUAAAUGUUGCACACAAAGUUUAAGAGAAGAUUUUUAUACUAGCGCAUGGUAUACUCACAGCAUGGGAGAAGGCAGUCCAGUAGACUGCUGGAACAUUUAAAAUCUGGCAUAAAUGAAUGCAGAGGUGAAUACCACCAAGGAAGGUAGCUACAGCUGCAUAACUAGAAAAGGACCCAGAGCACUGUAGUUUCAAUGCUGUAAUGCACAGCAUAUGUUACACAAAGAAUAGCACAAAUGUAAGCUUAAUGUUUAAAUACAACUCAUCAAAAACCUGCAAUGGUCUCACACAGACCAAGUGAGGAAAAGCUCAUGACACAGAAGUGAUACCUAUUGUUUAAAUAAUGAGUUAAGUCCAUAUUCAGGCUAAUGUAUUUAGACAUAAGUCAAAGACAGACAGAAAAGAGAUAGAAAUUGAAGGAUUGUGUAUGAGGGGGGUCUUUCCUGUUCAAACAGUGAGGUUAACAAGAUGCAUUCAUACCCCUCAACUGUCCAGAUUUUUGCAGAAUGACCAGAUUUUUGCCUCAUAUUUUUGGUCUGUUCCUCAUAGAAUUUGUGAUUUUCAGGCAAAUCACUGGGAUGACCCCAGGGUUGAAGUCAGUAAAUAAUGACGAACAUUUGACUUUCAGACUUCAAAUCCUUCAUACAAUGUAUGUUAAAGCAAACCCUGUCAGUCUAGCAACUAAGUUUGUACGAGUAGUAUUUAAAAUAUGUCCCUAUUUUUGGGCCUUUGUCCCACCAUUUUGUUAGGCUUUGUCCAGAUUUAUUGCACUAAGAGGUUGAGAGAUAUGGAUCCAUUUCAAGUGCAGAAAUAGCUAAUAACCAUAUAGUAAUAGUCAACUUAAGUUUAAGGUUAUUAAAAACAUAUUUUGAAGGUACUAAAUUUCCUCGAACAGCAAAGUGUACAUUGAAUUGUAAUCACUUUAUAAAUAGGGGAAAGUCUGUCAUCUAGGAAGUUGAAAUGAAGUGUGGUACAAGUGUCUAUCAUGACUCAAUGAAGAACCAAAAAAAGCCAGUAUGCAGGGAAAAAACUAUUAAUAGAAUACAGGAAAUACAGCCCUAGGUGUGUUACUAAUGGGUUCUUAAAACCUUUACCUCUUACAUGUUUAAUCAGUCUCAAUUAUCUCAAAAUACUACCAUGCACUGUAAUCAUUGUAUAAAUACAAAUAUAACAUAUUUCAAAAUAAUGCAAAGUUAACAGUCAUAGUUGUCAAGAUCUUUAUGUGUUUGUUAAUGUGGUAUGUUAAAUCUUGCAAAGAUGCUGGUCUAUAAAGUGCAUGUAAUGUACCCCUGACAAGCAAUAACAGGCUGGUAAAUAUUAUUACUCAAGUGGGUAUACAACAUCAGAUUUCAUUACUGGAAUGUUUGGAAAUUUAUAGAGUUUUCAUACUGAUAAUGCAAUAGAACAUUUUUAUACAGGUACUGAAGAAAGGCUAUGCAAAAUUAUUCAGAAAUAUGUACAAAAUGGCCAAUAAAUGUGUCAUUUUGACCAAACAAUGUGUGUUAUUGUAAAAUAACAAAAGCAAAACUGACUUGUGGAAUACAAGGAAUAAGCAUAAGUCAUUAUGUACCUUGUGCUAAAUUAUGUGCUCUUAAAGUGUUACUAAGUGCCUUUAAGCUUAUAUAUAUGAAGAAUAGUCUAGAGUUUUAUAUAUGUUUGUAUACUUCUGAAUGGUAAAUUUCAAAACUGUUUAGAGCUUUAUAUAUGUUUGUAUACUUCUGAAUGGUAAAUUUCAAAACUGCUGUAAACAGAUCUGAGAUAUUCCAAGAAAUUAUAUGUGCUUUCAACAGAGGGAGAAAUGCAUUGCAACCUUUGUAACAAGGAGUAAUUUUGCUGCUUUGCAUAUUGCAAAAUCUUGUAAUUCGUAUGAAUAAAAUAGUCCAUAAACAUAAGCUUGUAAACUAAAGAUUUCAAUCAUACUGAAUUUAUUCUGUAGUUUUAUUUAAGUAUGUCUACUUUAUAGUUUAUCAAGAAAAGGAAAUAGCUGAGUUUCAUAAAAGUCUUGUACGGCAUGGGGCAGAACUGUACUAAGCUUUAUAGUUGCACUGUGCGCACCUACUACAAUCUGAAUAUUUUAACAGCUCAGCCUGCUCUAAUUUAUGAAGAUUUAUGAAGUACUAUGGUCUAACAGUACACCUGGUGUAUUACAAUAACCACCAAAUCUUAACGUCAGACAUCAAGGCUAUCCAUGUAUGAAUCAUAAAACCAUAUGCUUAUGGAGUUGAUUUGCAUGCUCUUGGGUUUUAAUGGUGUCACAUAGCCUGCAUGUCAUGGUGCAGACACAAUAGUAUGUUAAUAGUGACAAAGUGGUAAAAGCCAUAACUUAAAAA
Molecule: messenger RNA, 4481 nt
Organism: Protopterus annectens (West African lungfish)
Lineage: Eukaryota; Metazoa; Chordata; Ceratodontiformes; Protopteridae
Product: C-C motif chemokine 28-like
Exons: 3
Coding region: 71-421 (116 amino acids)
Biological process (GO): immune response
Cellular component (GO): extracellular region
Molecular function (GO): chemokine activity
Source: RefSeq, a predicted model, not a curated record